UCAAAAGAUAUAACUAUGUGUAUUUCAAAUAAGUGGAUGGGGCAUAAAGAAGAAUUAUUUUCAGUUAAUUACGGAGAUACUAUAGCACAUGUUGGGUGUAAUACAAUGUUAAGAGUUGAAUCAAAAGUAAUUAGACUUUUUUCUCCGGGUCUUACACGAUAUUUGCGACAUAUUACGGUUUUUUCAAAUAAUGCAGAAUAUCGCAAGAUUCAUAAGGGUGUACAUUAUAUUCUAACACUUGUUGAGGAGACAGAAGUAGAAGCAUUUAGUUUAUUAAUGGAGGUUCUGCAUGAUCCUACUACUUUUUCAUGGAAAACAGAAUUUCAUUCGGUAUUAAGAAUGGCGGCAAAGUAUGAGGUUUCUGAACCAAUUGUCGGAUUUUCUCUCGCUUAUUGCAUGAAAUUCUAUAAACAGCCUCAAGCAGAUCCAUUGAUGUUGCUUCACGCAUCUUUUUUUUGCAAAGACGACGAUGUUUUUACAGAUGCUUUACUUUUAGUACUUAAAAAACUUGAUCUCUAUAGAAACAGCAAGUCAUUCAAGAAACUUCCAUGUUACCUAGGUUUUCAAAUCAUGUCGAUGUCAGAAUCUUUAUUUCGUGAAUAUACUUGUCUUUCAGAUUUUUCAAACAACGAUAAUUGGCCUGACUGUGAAAUCGAACUCUGUACUGAAAAAUUUAGAUAUGCAUGUAAAAAUUUAUUUGACUCAUUUGCUCUUCCAGCUGUUAUCUGUUGGGAUGGAGACUUGCUUUCGGAAUGGUACAAUAAAUCUGACGAAGAGAUUAUUGAAUCAAUUGGAGUAUGGGAAAUGCCAUUUGCAGCUGAUCCUGAGCAUAUAAGGCAGUGUCGAGAUAAUUGGGCUAAGGCUCUUAAAUCAAAUGCUAAAUGGCUAAAUAGAAAAUUAAAAGGUCAACUUCAUGAUACAUCAAUCUCCUCUUUGUUGCAAAAAUGAGAUUUAAAAACUACUUUUUUCUAGAAAAACAUAGAAAAAUAUAAAAAGGAAAAUCUAUUGUAAUACAAAUAUUUGAAAAAAGAAACUAUUUAUUUAAUAAACUCAACAAAAACUUCUCUAUAAAUAACAAGCUCAGGCAUAAAAAUAUAAGACAUAAAAAGUAUAAAAUUACAUUAAUCCUAUUAA
Molecule: messenger RNA, 1134 nt
Organism: Pneumocystis murina B123
Lineage: Eukaryota; Fungi; Ascomycota; Pneumocystomycetes; Pneumocystales; Pneumocystaceae
Exons: 1
Coding region: 16-948 (310 amino acids)
Source: RefSeq, a predicted model, not a curated record